This is a messenger RNA of Nerophis ophidion (straightnose pipefish), 4362 nucleotides long. RefSeq names its product low-density lipoprotein receptor-related protein 8-like. Bases 148 to 3126 code for a protein of 992 amino acids. The record is from RefSeq and is a predicted model, not a curated record. Gene Ontology annotation, molecular function: protein binding; calcium ion binding. NCBI's taxonomy places the organism in Eukaryota, Metazoa, Chordata, Actinopteri, Syngnathiformes, Syngnathidae. The transcript is spliced from 18 exons.
GGUGUGGAAGGUGGAGGCAGUGCGGUGGCGCGGCGGCGGGAUGCACCACGGCGGCGAAAGCUUCAUCCACGCGGAGCUCUUCCUUUUUAUUUUUUGUACGGGCUUUGUCUCGUGGACGCGGAUGAGCCGCGCCGCCGCCACCGGAAAAUGCGGACGGACAUGAGGAUAUUGUUACUUUUCUACGCGGCGCUGCCGAAGCUUCUCGUCUCGGAAGCAGUGAGUGAGGAGUGUGAGGAUGGACAGUUCCAGUGUGACAACAAAAGGUGUAUCCCCACCUUGUGGAGGUGUGACGACGAUGACGACUGCUCGGACAACAGCGACGAAGAUAACUGCCCCAGGAAAACGUGCGGCCCCGCGGAGUUCGCCUGCCUGAACGGCCAGUGUGUCCCGGAGAGAUGGCGCUGCGACGGGGAACCAGAGUGCCCCGACGGCUCCGACGAGGCGGAGGAGACUUGCAGCAAACAGACUUGCCCACCAGAGAAGUUCGACUGCGGGGGAUCCAACAAGUGUGUCUCGUUGUCAUGGCGAUGCGACGGAGAGAGGGACUGCGAGAACGGGGCGGAUGAGGAAGACUGUGCAUCUGAUGCCAAAGCCUGCCCCGGCGGCGAGUUCAUGUGCGCCAACCGCAAGUGCUUGGCCGCCGCCCACUCCUGCGACGGCGACGACGACUGCGGGGACGGCAGCGACGAGCUGAAGUGCGCCUCGCCGCUCACCUGCGGCCCCAACCACCUGCGCUGCAACACCUCCGAGUGCGUGCCGCUCAUGUGGAGCUGCGACGGGGACCCGGACUGCGCCGACGGCUCGGACGAGGGGCCCGAACGCUGCGGCGCCGACGGCGUCCAUCCCGCCCACCGCCGGGCCAACUGCACGGCGGGGGAGUUCCGCUGCGCCAACGGCGAGUGUGUCCGACUCGGCUGGAAGUGUGACGGCGACCCCGACUGCAAGGACAAGUCCGACGAGUCCGACUGCCCUGUGCUGACGUGCCGCCCUGACGAGUUCCAGUGUGGCGACGGUUCUUGCAUCCACGGCACCAAGCAGUGCAACAAGGCGGACGACUGUCCCGACCACAGCGACGAAUCGGGCUGCCUCAACGCCACCAGAUGUGAGGGACCACUGAAGUUCCAGUGCAAGAAUGGCGAGUGUAUCGACAGUUCCAGAGUGUGCGACUCGGUCAAGGACUGCAAGGACCGGUCGGACGAGCCCAAGAAAGAGUGCGGGCUUAACGAGUGUACGAUCAACAAUGGCGGCUGCUCCCACGUCUGCGUGGACUCACCCAUCGGAUUUGAAUGUCAGUGCCCCGCCGGCUACCAGCUACUGGACAAGAAGACUUGUGGGGACAUCGACGAGUGUGAGAACCCGGACGCCUGCAGCCAGAUCUGCAUCAACUACAAGGGCGACUUCAAGUGUGAAUGCUAUCAAGGCUAUGAGAUGGAUCCGGUCACAAAGACCUGCAAGGCAGAGGGAAAAAGCCCGUACAUCCUGUUCACCAACCGACACGAGAUCCGGCGCAUGGACCUGGUGAAGCGGGACUACAGCCAGGUGGUAUCCACCCAGAAGAACGCCGUGGCCCUGGACCUGGACGUGGCCAACAACCGGGUCUUCUGGUGCGACCGUUUCCAUCGGAAAAUCUACAGUGCCUUCAUCCACGAGGCGGGCGAGCCGUCCCAGCAGGUGGCGCUGGUGGACGCCUCGCUGCAGACCCCCGUGGGUCUGGCUGUGGACUGGCUGCAGCACAACCUGUACUGGGCCGACUCCGGCGACAAGUCCAUCUCGGUGGCCUCGGUGGACGGCACCCGGAGACGCGUCCUCAUCGACGCCGACCUCAGCGAGCCCCGAGCCAUCGCCUUGGACCCCCAUCACGGUUUCAUGUACUGGUCCGACUGGGGCACCCGGGCCAAGAUCGAGAAGUCCGGGAUGAACGGAGUGGACCGGCAGGUUCUGGUGGCGGACCACAUCGAGUGGCCCAAUGGGGUCACUCUGGAUGUGGCGAACCGCCGUCUGUACUGGGUGGACUCCAAGCUGCACCUCAUAGCCAGCGUGGACCUGAAGGGGGCGCACCGCAGGACGCACAUGGCCGGCGCGGAGCGGCUGGGACACCCCUACGCUCUGGCCGUGUUCGAGGACCGCAUCUACUGGACGGACCGAGACAAGGCCUCCGUCUUCAUGGCCAACAGGCUGACGGGCGGAGACGUCCACACCUUGGCCGAAAACCUCAACGACCCUCACGACAUCGUGGUCUUCCACCGGCUGCGGCAGCCCCAAGGUCCGGACAGCUGCAAUCUGGGCAGCGUGGCCAACGGGGGCUGUGAGUAUUUGUGUCUCAAAGCCCCCCAGAUUACGGAGCACUCCCCUAAGUACACCUGCGCCUGCCCCGACGGACAAGACCUCGGUCCUGAUAUGAGAGGCUGCGUUCCAGCGCCAAGAAACGACAUGCCGCCCACAUCCUCGCCAGAUGCCGCCACGCCCGCUGCCACGGAAACCGCUCCCAAAGACACCCUGCCGCCUUCGGAGGCGGUCUCCCAGGCGGACGCCGCCGCGGUCUUGACGACGUCGCCUCUCGCCGCCCUCCAGCCGCACACGCCCCUCAGCACGCUGAAGGCGGCGGCGUCGCAGGAGUCCAAGGCGCUGGGCUCUCACUCGACCGCCACCGUGACGGUUGAGUCCACCACGCCGGCGGGGGACAGCAGCGUGUCGCAACACUCUGGAGGCGAGCAUUUCAUCUUGGGUGAGAACCUGACAGUGGCAGUCCUAGGAGUGGUCAUCCCUAUUGUUCCUAUCAUUGCCACAGUGGUCUUCGGCCUGGUCUGCGCCGGGGUCUACCUGGUGUGGCGGAACUGGAAGCGCAACUCCACCAAGAGCAUGAACUUUGACAAUCCCGUCUACCGGAAGACCACCGGCGAGGGCGAGGAGGACGAGAUCCACAUCGGCCGGACUGACGCAGCAGGGCACCACGCGCACCACCACCACCACCACCACCACACGUACCCGCAGGCCGUCGGCGUGGGAGUCGUCGGCGCAGGGGGCGGCACCUGCCCGCAGUUCAUCGCCCUGCCGCUCGGGGGCAGCAUGCCCGAUCCGGGGACUCACUGGUACGCGGAGCAGCCGAUGCUCGCCACCGCAAAGUGAACCGGCAAGAGGGCUUCAGGGGGAAAGAAGGCCGCCGAGGCACAUGCAGAUAGAACACCGCCAUGUUCCGUGCCAAUAUUUCUCAUGUUUCGCGUUGAUGGCGUGUGUGUGUGUGUGUGCCAAGUAUUUUGUAACAAAGGUUGUGUUUUUUUACUUUUGUGUCGAUGGGACAAUCUGUACAGAUCCAUGAAAGGGACAAAAAAAAAAGCAAUUCAUUCCCAAGCUCACCCGUUUGAGCUCAUGAGGGUGAGCGUUCUUUCAGAGUGCAGUUAUCAACGUGUAUCCCCUCGCUGUGAUUUCGAAACUCGUACGACUCGUACGAGCUUUGACAGCAGCAAUAAUUGAGAGGACGGGCACGUGGUGCGCUGUCCCCCGCAAAAAAAAAAAGAAAACAAGCACUGUGUCGGGCUUCCCUGGAGCCCAGCAGGGGGCAGCGUGCGGUCACAAAACCCCAGUCGUCCCUUCUCCUGAAAUUCGACCCUCCUGAGUUUGGAGGGUCAAACGGGACAGAAGGAAAUACCCGAAUACCACCUUAGAAUAAUGACAUCAUUGUGUCAUUAAUCGAUUAAAAAUUGAAUAAAUAAAUGCACUAUUAAAACAUGUAAAUCCUUUAAUUAUUCCACAUCAAUUUCCCCAUAGUCCCGGACUAUAAGCCCCUACUUUUUUCCCACGCUGUGAACCUCGCGGCUUAUAAAACGGUGCGGCUAAUUUAUGGAUUUUUUUUGUUUUUUGGCAUGACGGCCAUGAUGUUUUGUACGCCACAAACAAGUUUUCACAGAACACACAAAAGGUGUGUUAUUGUUUGUGCUAUGGCAGGUGCUGCAGGUUGAAAUUGUACUUCCUGUUUGGUGCCUUGAACCGAAAGUAUAUCCUGUUUCGUCUACUAUUCAUACUCGUAUGAAUUCUUCAUUCGUCACUCCAAGCAACAUUUUCAAGCAUCACAAUAUAACUAAAACUAUUCUGAAUUACUAGAGUGUCACAUGUGUUGAUGUCCGUAGGAGUGUUUUCAUGCAUGUUUGCAUGAAAACUAAUGUUUUCAUGCAAAUAUGCAUGAAAACGCUUACGAGUGUCUGUGUUAGUAUUAUUAACUCACUUCUGUUUUGUUUGAUCAGCCGUUUUACUGCCCUGUUACAGACUCUGUUUGGAAACAAUUAAGGUAUUUAAAUAAACAUUCAUAAAACCUUUCACGCCGGUACAUAUGUGGGACUUAUAGUCCGGUGCGGCUAAUAUUUGUAU